AUGGCUCCAGAUCAACUGCCUCUAGCAACGCACUCUCCUCUCCCCCCUUCCUCGCCCCUGCCCUACACCCACCCUCGCUCCCCUCACUCCCCCCACUUCUUGCCUCCCCACCUCGCCUGGCACUUGCCUACAUGCCCCUGUUCUUGCUCCUGCUUCCGCCGCGAAGCACCACCUGUUGCCUCACAGCCCACCCACAAGCAGCAGCCGUUUCAGAGCCGGCCUCAAGAGCCGCACAUGCCUCCUUCCACUGAUGCAGGUAACACCUGCUCCCUGCCCAUGCCGCUCUACCCGCAUGCCUGCCCGUUCUCCUCCCCGCAUGCACGGCAGCCGCGCGCCCGGACUCGAAAGCGUGCACACGCACAGCUAGCCCUGGAGGAUCAUGCACGUGCAGAUGCAGCAAGCAUGGGAAGAACAGCGAGAGUAGUGCUUGCAUCAUCGCCAGUCACGGCUGCAUGGCACCCAGGUGGAUCGGCUAUGGGAGCAACAGAGGUAACAGAGGAAGCAGCAGGAUCCAGUGCAAUGGGGCCAGCAGCUAGUGUAGCAUGCGCUUCUCACAGCGUGCAGAGGGGCCUGGGAGGGCAUUAUGCGCGGUGGACGUGGGAGGAGGGGGCGAAUGAGAGGGAGCACGAGCGGCGGAAUUACUUUCGGGAGAUGGAGAGGCGUGCGAGGGAGUGGGAGGAGGUGGCUAGGAGAGGGAGGGAGGGAGGGGGUGAGGGGGGAAGGCAAGAGGGUGGGGACGGGAUGGAGUGGGUGAUGGGUGUGGAGGGACGGCGUGAGGGUGGGCUGGAGGGAAGAGAGGAGAUGGGUGAAGGGGAGGAAGUUGAGAGACAGGAGGGUACAUGCACAGGAGAACCAGCAGCAGCAGCAGCAGCAGCAACAGCAGCAACAGCUGUCGCAGCAACAGCAGAGGAGGAGGAGGAGGUGGGGGUUGCGGUCGGGGAGCGGGAGACGGAAACGGCAGCAGAGCAAGGCGAAGAGGGAAGUGCAGGAGAAGUAGGGCGACUAAGGGAGGGCUGGUUACAAGUGGAGACAGGUGCAGGAGAUGUGAGCAGAGAGAGUGUGCCUGGUGUUGGUGGUGUGCCUGGUGUUGGUGGUGUGCCUGGUGUUGGUGGUGUGCGUGGUGGUGUGGCUGGUGGUGUGCCUGGUGUUGGUGGUGUGCGUGGUGGUGUGGCUGGUGGUGUGCGUGGUGGUGUGGCUGGUGGUGUGCCUGGUGUUGGUGGUGUGCCUGGUGGUGUGCCUGGUGGUGUGCGUGGUGGUGUGCCUGGUGGUGUGCCUGGUGGUGUGCCUGGUGGUGUGCCUGGUGGUGUGCGUGGUGGUGUGCCUGGUGGUGUGCCUGGUGGUGUGCCUGGUGGUGUGCCUGGUGGUGUGCCUGGUGGUGUGCCUGGUGGUGUGCCUGGUGGUGUGCCUGGUGGUGUGCCUGGUGGUGUGCCUGGUGGUGUGCCUGGUGGUGUGCCUGGUGGUGUGCCUGGUGGUGUGCCUGGUGGUGUGCGUGGUGGUGUGCCUGGUGGUGUGCCUGGUGGUGUGCCUGGUGGUGUGCCUGGUGGUGUGCCUGGUGGUGUGCCUGGUGGUGUGCCUGGUGGUGUGCCUGGUGGUGUGCCUGGUGGUGUGCCUGGUGGUGUGCGUGGUGGUGUGCCUGGUGGUGUGCCUGGUGGUGUGCGUGGUGGUGUGCCUGGUGGUGUGCCUGGUGGUGUGCGUGGCUGGUGUGCCUGGUGUGUGCCUGGUGGUGUGCCUGGUGGUGUGCCUGGUGGUGUGCGUGGUGGUGUGCCUGGUGGUGUGCGUGGUGGUGUGCGUGGUGGUGUGCGUGGUGGUGUGCCUGGUGGUGUGCGUGGUGAGGGGAGAGAAAUCGAGCCAGUGGGUGGCGGGCAGGAGGGGGGUCGUGCGUCCCCUCCUGACGCCAUAUCCCUCUUGGACGUGCAUAGGGAAAAGAGGGGGGGGGAGGAGGAGGAGGAUGCAGGUAAGCGGGCAGAAGAGGGGGCGGUGGGUGGGCGUGGGGUAGCAGUGAGUGGGGAUGAAGGCACGCAAAUCGGUGGUGGGGAAUGGGCAAGGGGGGAGGAGCAAGGCGGCGGUGGUGGUUCGAGUGGAGAGAAGGGCUUAGGAGGGAGGUUGGUGAGAGGCAGGAGAGAGGAAACAUGGGUGCAAGUGGAGGAGGUUUUGCAUUUGAAGGGAGUGGAGGAGACGGUAGAACGAUGGGAGAUGCAAGGGCAAGGCACAGGAGACGUGGCAGGGCACGGCAGGAGUCAUGUGGAAGGGUGGCUUGGCAAGGCAGCAGCACUGGGACAAGGCAUGGUUGCAGCACGGGUCGGGUGGGGUGAGACGGCUAUGGAGAAUACACAGGAGAGAAGCGGGGAAGCUGGAGAUGGUGCGAGAGAGAGGGGGAAGAGGGCGAGAGACGAGGGACAGAGGGGUGAAGGGGCUGGAAAAGCGCAGACACUGAGAGGUGGGGCGGGUGGUGGAGAGAUGGGCAUGGGUACGCAUGGAAGCAUGCUGGCAGAGGGGAGAGUGGAGAUGGGUGGCGAGGGGGAAAGAGAGCGCGCCAGACGAAGGGUGCACGGAGCAAAAAGGGCGGCAGCAGCACACGACCCCAGAAGGGGGGAAGAGGCAGAGCAAGAGGCGCAGGCAGUGGGUGCAGCGGGUGCAGCGGGUGCAGUGGGUGCAGCGGGUGCAGCGGGUGCAGCGGGUGCAGCGGGUGCAGCGGGUGCAGUGGGUGCAGCGGGUGCAGUGGGUGCUGCUCCCCCGCGCUUCACCAGCAAAGAGGGCGCUGCACUGGCUGAGCAGGGCCAGAGCACAGAGGCCCCACCCGUGCCCCGCCCACCAAAGAGACCUCUCUCCGUGGCAUCUCCCCAGGAUCCCAAUGCUGCUGCCCAUACCUGUCCAGAGCAAACCGUUGCCCCGUCCCCGUCGUACCCGCCGUGCCUUGUACCAGCACACACCCUCCACGACCUCAUGGUCAUCCGCGCGCUGCACUCCUCUCUGCUGCGCCUGCCGCGCCACUCCCUGGGCACGGCCCUGGGCAUGCGGACCAGAGAAGGGCAGCUCUCGUCCCUCCCUGCGAUUAUCGUGUUUGUGUCCUGUAAGGUGCACCAGUUGUGGGUGCCGGACGGCCAGAUGCUGCCACGUCAGCUUGUGGGGCCCACAGGGGUGGUGUGUGACGUGGACGUGGUAGAGUUUUGCUAUACAGAUGCCCCUGCUGCUGCCACGUAUGCUGCUCAGGCGUCCCCUCCCACUUCUGCUACCCCUUCUCCUCCUCCUUCCACUGCUGACCCACAUGGGGAGAUAGACAUUUCUGUCAUGGCUGCUGCUCCUGAUGCUCGUAUUGGUACUGGUGCUGGUUUUGCUGAUCCAGAGCCCAGCAGAGAGCGCGUGUGGAGCGCAAGGGAGGGCGCGGGAGGGGCAGGCGCGGGGCACAGGAGGGCCGGGCGCAGCAGAAGAGCAGCACCAGCAGUAGCAGUGGUGGAAGAAAUGAAAGGGGCCGCAGGGGACGUGGGGCCAGGGUCGCAGGUAGCAAGCGAGGGCACGUACGGUACACUGACAGCGGUAGUGGUGAGCACAAGAGGAGAGCGUGCAGUGGGAGUGCUGACAAACAGACACGUGGCAGUGGAUUUCAACCAGCCGCGCCAGGCUCUGCACCACCCGCUGCCGCCUAGUAGGGGCCCAGGCGUGCUGCUGGGGCUUGUGGAGCGGGCGGCUUCGUUCACUUCGGAUAGCGCGUGGUACGGCAUGUUUGCCACGCCCAACACUGAGGCGUACGUGCGGGUGGAUGCAGCGUUCGUGCCGCUGCACCGGUCGCUGGAAACGAGUAUUAUCACACCAGAGCUGCGAGGGCUGGGCGCCAUGGGGCAACCCUGCGCCGUCUCACUGCAUGAUGCCAUCGGGUCCCUCAUCAACCGCCCUGUCUGCAAGGUCAUACUCCCCCCCCCACCCAAUCCUCCCCUCUCUCUUUCCCUUUUUUUGUUACUCUAUCCUUGUCCCUCCUCCUUCCAGCCCUCCCCUUUUCACCCCCUCCUCCCUCUCUUUCUCCUCCCUUUGUUCCUCAAACACAGUCUUCCAACUGACACUCUUUCUCCUAUUCUUUAA
Molecule: messenger RNA, 4074 nt
Organism: Closterium sp. Naga37s-1
Lineage: Eukaryota; Viridiplantae; Streptophyta; Zygnematophyceae; Desmidiales; Closteriaceae
Source: the annotation of a GenBank genome assembly